UGCUGCAGCCUGCAGAUAGAAUUUCCCCUAUCCUUAUCCGUCGCCUCCUCGUCUCCCCUUCUCUAUCUGCUUCUCAAAACACUUCACUGUUCCAACCUCGAAGACCAGCGUCAAUGGCAUCCCAAGAUCACCACCACCAUCAUCACCACGACGAUCACGAUCACGAUCACGAUCAUGAUCAUCACCACCAUCAACAUCAUGACCAUGACCACUCUCACGGUCAGGGUGACUCAUCUGCAACGUCGUGGGUGGGGAAAGACGGGAGGGUGUACCAUAGCCACGAUGGACUCGCGCCACACUCGCAUGAACCCAUCUACUCCCCUGGAUACUUCAGCAGAAGAGCUCCGCCUCUCUCCAGGAACUUCAAUGAACGAGCCUUCACUAUUGGCAUUGGUGGACCUGUUGGGACUGGAAAAACGGCCCUAAUGCUGGCUUUAUGUCGAUCCUUGAGGGACAAGUACAGUCUUGCUGCAGUGACGAAUGAUAUAUUUACAAAGGAGGAUGGUGAAUUCUUGGUGAAGAAUGGUGCACUUCCCGAGGAAAGGAUACGUGCUGUGGAAACUGGUGGCUGUCCACAUGCUGCCAUUCGUGAGGACAUCAGCAUAAAUCUUGGCCCUCUCGAGGAGCUCUCUAACCUGUACAAAGCAGAUAUACUUCUCUGUGAAUCUGGGGGAGAUAAUUUGGCUGCCAACUUCAGCAGGGAACUAGCUGACUAUAUCAUCUAUAUUAUUGACGUAUCUGGUGGUGAUAAGAUACCUCGAAAAGGAGGCCCAGGGAUUACGCAAGCUGAUCUUCUUGUGAUAAACAAGACUGACCUUGCACCAGCAGUCGGAGCUGAUCUGGCAGUGAUGGAGCGGGAUGCACUACGGAUGAGGGAUGGGGGGCCAUUUGUUUUUGCUCAGGUGAAACAUGGGGUUGGAGUGGAAGAAAUUGUCAACCACAUUUUGAAGUCCUGGGAAGCCGCAACAGGAAAUAAGCGACACUAAGCUGGCCUAGCAGCUGCCUCUGUGCAGCUGCAUUUAGCAAUUAGGAAGAUGGUAUUAGUUGAGCCGCGCAGAGCUGGUCCAGUCCAGUAGAAGAGUAGAUUAUUUUGAAGUGUGGGUGGUUUAUGAACAUUUUUGUCUGUCUUUUGAAUUGGCACUAGAAUGCAUCCAUUGUGACCUGAAGAAUCUGCGAGAUUCCUUCAGCAUGUAUCUGUAUUUGAAUCUGAUGUUAAAACCUAUUUUUAUUUCAGUGGUGGAUUCUCUCUUCUUGCC
Messenger RNA from Diospyros lotus (date-plum), 1256 nucleotides. RefSeq names its product urease accessory protein G. NCBI's taxonomy places the organism in Eukaryota, Viridiplantae, Streptophyta, Magnoliopsida, Ericales, Ebenaceae. The transcript is spliced from 7 exons. Gene Ontology annotation, molecular function: nickel cation binding; GTPase activity. The record is from RefSeq and is a predicted model, not a curated record. Bases 114 to 986 code for a protein of 290 amino acids.